AUGAGCAGAUAUGGCUGUCCGUUCCUCUCUGAAAGUGGGGUCGGAGAGGACUACAACAGCAUCUCGGAUGUCUGUAAGAAUCUGGAUCGGUGGAUGGCGGAGAUGUCGCAACAUAAUCGGCAGCCGGCAUGGAAUGGUUCCACCCAAGAACAGGUCCUCGAAGAUAGUUUUGAAGACGAGUCUCUUCGCAGCACCAUUGCCGCUUUCUCAGCGAGGUGGUUACCUCUUGCCUCUCAAUCUCGAGAUGCGACCCUUGCUUACCAGGGCGUCAUACUCGCGCUGUGGCGCCAUGCGAGACGGGAUAUGCUCCGUGUGAUCAACCGACCGUCUUACCAGUCAAUGCUCGCACUCUUUCUGUUCGCCUUGACCCCGGUUCCAGCAGGAAUUUCGGAGGAAGAAGAGGCUGAUGGGAUUUCUGGCCAAGCUUGUAUUCAUGCCGCCCUACAGCAUAUACAGACUCUUCGAGCUCGGCAGCGAAGCCUGCAGUUCAACGGCACCAGAGUUUCACAGCCCAUGAAAUCGACCGACGGCCCGCCCAACUUGGAGCUGAACAGGGCCACGGAUUUUAUUACCGCCGAGAACAUAGCGUAUUGGGCGGCACUGACCUUUGACACAUCGGCCUCGCUCACCCUUAACUGCCGGCCUCUACUUUCCUCCGGUCUUUUUGGCUUUGAGGCCGAGUUACCGUGGCGUCUAGUCCGGGCUGGGGCAACUAUAUUUCAAACUAAGCUAGAGAACAAGCAGGCCCACGGCCACCACAAUAUGACGGAUGAGCAGGCCAACCAGAUCAUAGCAAGUGGGAUGGCAUGGAAGCUUUUCGCGUGGAAAUUAACUGCAGUCUUUAAGGAAGCGUUACGGGAUGGUCAUGAUGAAUCUGAGGUUCAAAGAGUAUUUUCGUUGGUGGUCGGGGCAAUACAUCAGUUUAAUACUAUAUACCGUCCUCCCUUGGAGGCGUGCCAAAGGCGCAUGCCGUUCCUUGGGCAGCACACCAAGCUCCGAUGGUACUCGCUAAUGCUCCACUAUUACCUCAGCAUAUUGUUGCUGGCCAACAUUAUUGAGGCUACAGAUCGCUUCGACUUGCUUGCUGAUAUAGAAGUGGCCUAUGCGGACGCAGAGAGUGUGGUUGUGAACACUUUAAUGUUCGGCCUUCAAAAUACCGUCAAGUUGAGUGUAAAGGUGGAAUCUAAAUCGCACGAUGAUGUAGGAGUUACUCAGACGUCCAUCAUCGCUCCUUUCGUCUCCAUAGACCCCUAUCCGCACCAUGUCGUCGCUGGUGUGCAGCUUGUUCAAAAGGCCGCCGACCGAGAGCUGGCGCGGGGGAAGAUCAGCCAAGGUGCUCAUGAAAACUUGCGAGCUGUUUUGGAGAGGACUUUGGGACAUCUUCCGCAGAGUUCUAAAUCGGUUAAAGCACUCAGGGAUACAUUCUCCAAGGGGCUGCAACGCGAAGGGGGAGAGCCGCCAAUGCCGUACUCUGUUUAA
Molecule: messenger RNA, 1479 nt
Organism: Aspergillus fischeri NRRL 181
Lineage: Eukaryota; Fungi; Ascomycota; Eurotiomycetes; Eurotiales; Aspergillaceae
Exons: 3
Coding region: 1-1479 (492 amino acids)
Source: RefSeq, a predicted model, not a curated record